ACGGUGAUCUAUAGAGAGAGUGAGCGACGCAAUUGGAUAUUUAAUAAUUUACCCCCACCAUGAAUCGGUCGUAGUACAGGCAGGCGUGUCGAAUGAGAUGGAGAGUCGCCAAGUAAGAAGAAGACCAACCCACAUAGCGCGUUUCCCAUCUCAGCAUCAGCAAGCACCAUCAUCAUCUUCCAUAAUCACCAGCUAGAAAGAGAAAAAAAAGUUUCUUUUUUGUUGAUUUCAUCAAUCUCUUAGCUUUUCUUCUUCUUCUUCUUCUUCUUUGGGAGACGGGUUUGUUGGGUUUCAUCAACUCUGAAAUGUGGAGAGACCAUGGAACUCCUGCUGAUUCAUUUUAUCAAGUCCGCCCUGAAUACACUGAUGAUGUUCCUAAAACCAAAUUCAAAAUCAAGGCUGGAAAAACUUUAAGUGUGCGUAAAUGGCAGUCUGCCUUCAAUUCAGAAGGCUAUUUGGAUAUGAGUAGGACACUAAGUCGAAUCCAGCGUGGGGGUAUCCAUCCAUCAAUUAGAGGGGAAGUUUGGGAAUUUCUACUUGGUUGUUUUGAUCCUAGAAGCACAUUUGACGAACGGGAUCAAAUUCGUGAACGUAGACGUGCAAAAUAUGCGUUGUUGAAAGAAGAGUGCCGUAAAAUGUUUCCCCUUGUUGGAAGUGGUAAGUUUGUGACCGCCCCUAUACUUACUGAGGAUGGAGAACCUGUUAAAGAUCCUAUAGUUCUUCAGCAAACAAAUCUACACAAGGGACCAGGCGAUUCUUCUCAAGAAAAUGGAAGACCAUCAUUAGGUUUAACAAUGGUGAAAGAGAAUGACAAAAGGAUAAUAGAGUGGAAGCUCACAUUACAUCAAAUAGGUCUCGACGUGUUUCGAACUGACAGGACUUUAGUUUUCUAUGAGAAACAAAUGAAUUUGGCAAAACUUUGGGAUAUUUUAGCUGUGUAUUCAUGGUUUGAUGGAGAUGUUGGUUAUUGUCAAGGAAUGAGUGAUCUUUGCUCUCCGAUGAUAAUGCUUCUCCAAGAUGAAGCAGAUGCGUUUUGGUGCUUUGAACGGUUAAUGCGCAGAUUGCGAGGAAACUUCCGAUGCACGGAGAGCUCUGUUGGGGUGGAAGUGCAGCUCAGUAAUUUGGCUUCAAUAACACAGGUUAUUGAUCCAAAGCUUCAUCAGCAUCUGGAGACCCUUGGUGGAGGCAAUUAUCUAUUUGCUUUCAGAAUGCUGAUGGUUUUGUUUCGCAGAGAAUUCUCUUUUGGCGAUUCUCUAUAUCUUUGGGAGAUGAUGUGGGCUCUGGAAUAUGAUCCUGACUUAUUCUUCAUGUAUGAGAAGGAUCCCAACUCGGGAAAAGGAGAUGGAUCGAGAGAGAGAGGAAAAUCGACACGACAGUGCGGGAAAUUCGAGAGGGAAGCCUUGAAGAAUGGGUCAAAAAUGGGGGGAAAUCCUCUCCCAAUCUCUAUCUUUCUUGUUGCAAGUGUAUUGAAAGAUAAAAGCUCAAAAUUGUUAACAGAAGCUCGUGGCCUUGAUGAUGUUGUUAAGAUAUUGAAUGACAUGACAGGAAAUUUGGAUGCUAGAAAAGCUUGUGUUGAAGCAUUGAAACUUCACAAGAAAUAUUUGAAAAAGGCAAAGCAAACUUGAAGUUGAAAACGAUUUCUCAUAUUGUUGAUCCUGUCAACAAAUAACUGCAUUUCGGGUGCUAUCUUGUAUGAGAGAAAUGUAUUGGCAGGAAACAAAGAUGUCACCUUUAAAAAACUGUUAAGAGUUUAGAGAUUUCAUCGUAUAAAAUGAGAAAAAAAGCCCAUUGUGAAUGUAAUUACAUGCAACUGUCGUGUCAUGUGUGUGAGAUUAUUAAGGUUUCAUGAAUUUGUGUAAGUAAAAAAUCACACUCAUUCUUUUGUACCUUGGAACUGCUUUCUGCUGUGUUGACAAUGGAGUUAGGAUGGAGUUAUCAUAUAAAGGUGAUGAUGAUCCCAUUUCUAAACAAAUUUUCUUUUGUGUA
Molecule: messenger RNA, 1986 nt
Organism: Impatiens glandulifera
Lineage: Eukaryota; Viridiplantae; Streptophyta; Magnoliopsida; Ericales; Balsaminaceae
Product: rab GTPase-activating protein 22-like
Exons: 12
Coding region: 306-1625 (439 amino acids)
Biological process (GO): activation of GTPase activity
Molecular function (GO): GTPase activator activity
Source: RefSeq, a predicted model, not a curated record